AUGACCGACAGGAUCCCACGAGCGAUUGAAGGAGUCAUAACAUUCGACGACAACGUGUAUUGGGAGUCGCAAAAAGCCGCCGCCGCCGCCCCGUCUGCCGCGCGACCGCCGAGCUGCCCCAGUGCCAGCACACUCGCACUCCACGUCGCUUUGUUAAACUCCCCAAACUCGAAUAUCAAUGGAUUACAGAUUGAGAUAGUGCCUUUUGUGUCGUGCCUUGCGCAUUCACAUUGUUUUUGUUUGUUAUCUUUUACUUUUAAUGGAGAGGUAUCCCGGUAUUUGAGAUUUAUUUCAGAUGCCAAGUCA
Molecule: messenger RNA, 306 nt
Organism: Brenthis ino (lesser marbled fritillary)
Lineage: Eukaryota; Metazoa; Arthropoda; Insecta; Lepidoptera; Nymphalidae
Source: the annotation of a GenBank genome assembly